Dichomitus squalens LYAD-421 SS1 is the source of this 828-nucleotide messenger RNA. RefSeq lists its product as uncharacterized. The coding region runs from base 1 to 828 and encodes 275 amino acids. The record is from RefSeq and is a predicted model, not a curated record. NCBI's taxonomy places the organism in Eukaryota, Fungi, Basidiomycota, Agaricomycetes, Polyporales, Polyporaceae. The transcript is spliced from 2 exons.
AUGGGAGGGCUUCAAUCAUUGCUCUACGACGACGCCGCCGAUAGUGACGAGAACCGGGUAGAUAUCGACGACGAUCCUGCUGAACCAGUCCGCCAUGUGCGCUGGCUGCUCUCCGAGCUCGGCCUCCCGAUGGAGCUGGUGCUCGACAUCAUGGACCUCGCGGAGUACUACCCCGCCGUCUUUGCCGAACGCAGCGACCCGGUCCGGAUGCGCUCAGACCAGCACACGCGCGGGGACAACUGUUCCGCCUUGCUGUACCUCGUCAGCCCUCUGCUCCCCGCAGGAAAGGAGGGCGAGAACUGGCGGAUGAAGAGCGUGACGUGGCAUAUUGAGGGCAGGGACCAAGGAUGGGGCGGAGAACAGCAAGGUAUUAUUGUACGAAUAGGCACAUUCCAUGGCUCAUACUCGUGGUACGAAGCAUGCAUCCUCCGGCCGAUCGACUACGACCCCGAGACACUGAAGGCGCAAAGCGACCGCCUCGACGCCAUCUUGUCGACCCACGAUCUACACCGCACAACCGCAGACUUCGUCCCGAUCGCCCAGCAAGCGGGAUGGACUCUUGUGCCCGACGCCGAGGACAGAUAUGCCUGGCAUGUUCAAUCCAACAAGGUGGCAGAAGCCGCGUUCGAACGUUAUGCAGUUGAAUGGCGGGCUGGACAGUCGUUCGAUACCCAGGAUGCGGAGGAACAUGGAUACGGCAAUGGGACGGGUUUUCUGCAGGCACUGCGGCCUGGGGACAGGGUAGGCUUAGUGAUGAGAGCCCAGUACGGGGGCUGGGAGAACUUGUUGAGAUAUGCAGAUGUCAAGCUGGUGUACGACGUGCGGUGA